Triticum turgidum subsp. durum (durum wheat) is the source of this 1074-nucleotide messenger RNA. Lineage: Eukaryota; Viridiplantae; Streptophyta; Magnoliopsida; Poales; Poaceae. The record is from the annotation of a GenBank genome assembly.
AUGGAAAACCAGUGGGAAAGCCUACAUGCGCCGGCCCAUAUAGCAAUAUUUGGGUUGCAGUGGCGCGUGAAGCGUGAAACCCAACAACAAUAUUUGGGCUGCUUGGACGGCAGCCACCGCGGGACCGCUCCCACCUCCGCCGCGGCCUCGACUUCCAGCAAGCGCGACCCCGAAGACGAGCCCGUCUCAGACUCCGAGGAAUCGGUCGACGAGGAGGUAAAAGCCCAAGCCCUCGCGUUUUCCUUAACCGCCGCGCGGAUCCGCGGAACCCUCACCGGCGGUGCGUUUGAUCCGCAGCAGGAUGUCUCCUCGUCGUUGGGGUCGGAGUCGGAGUCGGAGAACGACCAGUUAGCGGAGCGGGAGCGGAAGCUGGAGCGCGUGCUCGCCGACGUGCCCUUCGGCGAGCUGCAGCGCGCGCGUGCUGACGGGUCGCUCGCGGCGCGGGGUGUUUCUGCUGCCGCCGCGGCCCAGAAGAAGGCUCGCAGGGAGAGCAGGAAGAGGCCCAUGGAGAUUAGCACGAAUGUGCGGCCGCCUAGACUCAGGGAGGUGAUUCAGGUUCCCAAGAAGCGAGGUUUACUUUUGUUCGACUUGACUUCUGUCCCAGUUUUGUUGUUUGACCCUCUGGUUGUAAGGGAUCCAAGAUUUGAACCUGUAUAUGGAGCUGUUGAUAAAGAAGGGUUCAGGAAAAGAUACAAUUUCUUAUUCGAUCAUGAUCUGCCUGCAGAAAAAGAGAAACUCCAAAAGUCGAUUAAGAAAUUGAAGGAUCCUAAUGCCAUUGAAGAAGCAAAGAAUCAAAUCACCUGGAUUGAUAAGCAGUUGAGGUCUAAUCCUCAGAAGAACGUUGAAUCAGAAAUUCUGCGUGGACAUAUUAAGAAAGAGAGGGAAGCAGCAAAGGCCGGAAAACGACCAUAUUAUCUGAAGAAAUCUGAAAUUCGUGAAAGGAAGUUGAUGGACAAGUACAAUGAGCUCAAGGAGACGGGAAAGCUUGAUUCCUUUAUGGAGAAGCGACGCAAGAAGAAUGCAUCCAAAGAUCAUCGCUUCAUGCCAUACCGAAGGGAUGGGGGUGGUGCAUAA